Verticillium alfalfae VaMs.102 is the source of this 1752-nucleotide messenger RNA. RefSeq lists its product as hypothetical. Gene Ontology annotation, cellular component: endoplasmic reticulum. Gene Ontology annotation, biological process: protein folding in endoplasmic reticulum. Bases 1 to 1752 code for a protein of 583 amino acids. The record is from RefSeq and is a predicted model, not a curated record. Gene Ontology annotation, molecular function: protein-folding chaperone binding; misfolded protein binding. The transcript is spliced from 2 exons. Lineage: Eukaryota; Fungi; Ascomycota; Sordariomycetes; Glomerellales; Plectosphaerellaceae.
AUGACCUCAUUACAGCCUUGUCCUUACAAGGUCUUGGGUGUCUCCAAGGAUGCGCAGUUGUCCGAGAUUCGAACUGCGUAUCGCAAGCUUGUACUCAAGUGUCAUCCUGACAAGGUCCAAGACCCGGCUUUGAAGGCGGCCAAGCAAGAUGAGUUCCAGAGGGUUCAACAAGCUUACGAGUUAUUGGGCAGCGAAGAAGAACGCUCCAAAUACGACGAUCAGAUCAAAUUGAUGGAACUCCAGCAGAAGAGACGGAAUGUCGAAGCCAACACAUCGGCCGCUCGUACACCUCCUCGCUACUAUGAAGUCCGCACUGCAGAGCCCCGACCCGACUCCUACAAGACGAAGACAUCUACUCGCGCUCCUAGCACAACCGGCUCCAAAAUGUACUCAAAUUAUCCGCCGUCUCGCUCCUACGAGGACGAAAUUCACAGUUCUGCCCGUUUUGAAGAAGCUGCGCGGAGCGCUCGACGUGCUGCUUCCUACGACGACAAGUCUUCGAAGCGAGACGAUGAGCGAGAGCGUGAUCGCGAGCGUCGACGCAGGAAGGAAGACCAAGAAGAGAAGGAACGGCUUUUGAAACAGGCUGACAAGGCUGCGGAGAAAGAAAAGGCGGCGGAGAAAGAAGCUCGCCGUGCCGAGAGGAAACGACUAGAGAAGCUGCAGGAGAAAGAGCGGAGGCGAGAGACGGAGGACAAGCGCAGCAAACACAAGUCGGCCUAUGUGGAACAAUACGAUGACGAGGACUAUCGCUCACCUGCCAAGGUCGACAGGAAGAAGUCAAGUUCUUCUUCCAAGAAGCACGACGACAAGGAGAAGCGCGAACGCGAACGCCUCUCCACUCACGGAGUUGAGCCGCAACAAAUGGACAAGACCCAGAUUGCAAUGAUGGACGCUGUCCGUUACAUGACCUCCGCGCGACAGAAAGCUCAGCCGCAAUUGAGCCGGUCCCAGACGUACCAAGAGCCCUACCGACGCUCAUCUGAAGCCCCCAAAGUUCGAGAGAAGUCCAGUCACAAGAAAUCCUCAUCUGGACCCAAGGAUGCCCCCGCCACAAGCCCGAUUGCGGUCGAUCUGUCCUCCGCCCGUGUGCCCCCGUCUUUCUUGAACGCUGGUACCACCCCUCCGAUGGUUCCGGAAUCCCCGCCGCGUAAGACGCAGCUCCCUAGGGCCAACACGAUGAGGGAGGCAGAUUACGACCGACCAUCGCCACAACCUACAAUUUCAAGGUCACAGACAUACCACUAUGCCGGCGAUCAUGACAUGCAUUCUCCUGCGAGCGCGAAUCCCCGCGGCCGUAGCCGGAAUAGCUUCCAGCCGCAGGUCAGCGAAAGCGACUCUGAUGACGAGGAGCGCCGCUACAGGGAACCUCGCCGACGCGAACGUCGCCACAAGACGCACUCUCCGGAACCGCUCCCGCAGGAUUAUCCCCCGCCACCUCCCCUGACCCGCGCCACGACGGCUCGAUAUGCCGUCAACAACGGGCGGACAGUCCCGAUGCAUGGGGAGCCGCUCUACCCCUACCGCGAUGGAUCCCCUCCCAGGAAAUCAAAGGGAUCUUACUACCCUUCUGCACACGUGCGCGUUGCCGAAGUCCGACCUCAAAUGCCUUCCCGCGAGGGCGCCUACUCCAGCAGUGGCGGAGGUCCCUACUUCGGGAAGGUCAAAACUGCCAAGAGCUACACGCCCGACGAUGUGCAAUACAGCAACAUCCCCCAUCACCGAGGCUACCACGAGGAGGCAUAUGCCUGA